UUCGCUUGCGGCGACUUUGCAUUUUCGAGGACCGCUGGAAGCAUGAACAUCAUCCGCAUGCUCGGAGACAUCACGCAUGUGGCCAGCUUCGUGGUCAUGCUGCUGCGCCUGCAGGCCGGGCGGUCGGCCUCGGGCAUCUCGCUCAAGUCGCAGGAGCUCUUCUUCCUCGUGUGCGUCACGCGGUACCUCGACCUCUUUACGCACUAUGUGAGCCUGUACAACACGACCAUGAAGCUGCUCUACCUCACGCUCACGGGCGCGAUCGUGUACCUCAUCCGCUACAAGGAGCCGUUCAAGUCGUCGUACGACAAGUCGCUCGACUCGUUCUUGCACUGGAAAUUCGCAGUCUUGCCCUGCGCGAUCCUCGCCAUCAUCUUCAACGAGCGCUUCGAAGUGCUCGAGAUUCUCUGGACGUUCUCCAUCUACCUCGAGGCCGUCGCGAUCGUGCCGCAGCUCAUCUUGCUCCAGCGCCACGGCGAAGUCGAAAACUUGACCUCCAACUACGUCGUGCUCCUCGGCAUGUACCGCGGCUUCUACCUCCUCAACUGGAUCUACCGCGCCGCGACCGAGUCCCAGUACCACACGAUCUGGCUCAUGUUUAUUGCUGGCAUUGUGCAAACGGGCCUCUACGUCGACUUUUUCUACUACUACGCCAUCAGCAAGUACCAUGGCAAGAAGAUGUCGCUCCCGACCUAAGCACUAGACGCGCUACCGACUUUGGAAGCAUGCCGGCGAGAGACGACCGACUCGUCCAUCCGUGGGCUAUUGAUGCAUUCGCUUCAACAGGAUUCCUUUGGUCAUUC
Messenger RNA from Saprolegnia diclina VS20, 803 nucleotides. Its product is annotated as ER lumen protein retaining receptor. Gene Ontology annotation, cellular component: endoplasmic reticulum; cis-Golgi network; membrane. Gene Ontology annotation, molecular function: ER lumen protein retrieval receptor activity. NCBI's taxonomy places the organism in Eukaryota, Oomycota, Saprolegniomycetes, Saprolegniales, Saprolegniaceae. The record is from RefSeq and is a predicted model, not a curated record. Gene Ontology annotation, biological process: endoplasmic reticulum to Golgi vesicle-mediated transport; protein retention in ER lumen. Bases 43 to 696 code for a protein of 217 amino acids. The transcript is spliced from 2 exons.